AUAGGAAAAAUGUGAUGAAAUAAUAUUAAUAAAUGUGAUUUCAAUUUAAAGAAUAUAUGACUAUUCGCUAGUAAGAUAUAAAUUAUGAUACAGUUAAAAAUUUAGAGUUGUGAUCGAAGUUGAAAAUUGCUCCUAUGUUGAAUUGUGUAUUACAUGAAUUUUUGUAUCGUUACAUACAUAUUCUGUUUUGUGUAAAAUAUGGAGACGUCUGAAUCUUCUGUGGAAGAUAUUGGUACGGAGAGUAAGGUAAAUGGAGAUGAAAGCAACGCUGAACCGGUGGAUGCAAAUGAAACUGUCAUGGACUCAAAUUCACAAGAUGCAAAUAACGAAAUAACUGAUAAUUAUCAAAAAGUUGGCAUUAAACGGAAAGCAGAUGAAAAUAUUAUAGAAAUAUCACAAAAAAUACCAAAAAUUGAUAAUUCUAGUAUAUCUGAUAAAUCCUCUAAGAAUGGAGACGAUGAAAAUGGUCAAGAAGACUCUGUAAAUAGUGAUGGUAUUGAUCUUGAUUCCUCAUCGAACUCCCAAACCGAGGAAAAAGAUAUUUCAAAAUCUGAAUCGAUUACGGAUGAAAAAGAUGAAAAACCAAAUGAUGAAACAUUAGAUACUGUUAAUAAAACUAGUGAAGAAUCGGUAGAAUCUAGAAGUGAAGAUGUCAUUACCAAAAGUGAAGAUAACAUUACAAAAAAUGAAGUACCUAAUAUGAUUAAGUCCGAAGAUAAGUUGGAAGAAUCUCCAAAACAAAAAUUACAAAAAAGUCCACAAACGCCUACUGAAGCUACUAGACAGAGUGUUCGAGCAAAUAGAAACAGCAAUCCAGCCGCGUUUUUAGUUAAAAAACCAAAACUGCCAACAGAUAUGUCAAAUCCAGCAUAUAAAGAACCGUUCAAAUAUGGUUGGAGACGAGAAUUGGUUUAUCGGGCAAAUUCCGAAAGUGGACCAAAACGAAAUGGUGAUAUUUAUUACUUUACACCCGAUGGUAAAAAAGUACGAUCCAUGCGAGAAGUAUUGGAAAAUUUAAAAAAUAAAGAAUUAUCAACUGAAAAUUUUACAUUUUAUAAAGAACCUCUUGGAAUGAAUAAUCCUGAAUUAGAAAUCAUUCGAGUGGCUAAAGUAAAAGGAGUUCCAACACCGACAACUGGGUUUACACCUAGUAAAAAAGUUUUAAAGGUUAAAGAAAAACAAAAAGUUAUUGAAAAACCUAUCAUUACGAAAUCUAAAACUCCUAAAUUUGGAAAUGCAUUAAAAGUAAAAUUUUCAGGGGCUAGAUUAAGUCAAGGCAAACGAUCGCUAUCGAAUAGUAGUAAAUCAGAUAAGAAAAAUAAAUCAGCAAAAACACAACUACAAAUGGGAACACUACCACCAGGUUGGCAAUCGCCUUCCAAGAAAAAUUCGGAAAAAUUACAAGGUGGCAGCACAUUGGAGAAAGUGAAGCUUACCGAACAGUGUUCAAUUCGAUGUAAGGGGGUCGAUCCUGUGGUACCGACAUUACAAUGCAGUCUUUGUCUCUGUUUGUAUCAUCCAGAGUGUGUUGGAUUAACACCUCUCAUCAUUGAUGUACAAGAACAUUAUGUUUGCAAGAAUUGCCAACCAGAAGAGGAAACAUUCAAGGAUGGAGAAGCAGCGGAAGCAGUAUCUUCUUUACCACCACUUACUCCUUUUAGUGCUAUUAAAACACAUGCACCAAUUUCAACGAUUCCUCCCCGACUUCAUAAAAUUAAUACUGAGACCUUGCGCGAUUCACCUAAGAAAAGUUCACGUUCUUCUAAAUUAUUAAAUCCACCUCGACAUUUAAAAUUAAACGAUACGUCUAAUCUUUCUGGAAAUUAUCGACCAGAGACUUCUAAAAGUAUUGUUGGAUCAGUAACAACCUGGUUACAACCUAGUUCACAAAUUCAAAUGAUUCAAUCGAAUAGUGAAUCAAUUGCUUCAUUAACUAAUAAUACUGAAUCGGCUCAAUCACAAGCAACAAUCGGAGGUCGUAAAUUCAUAAUCAUUCCAAAACAAAAUUUAUUAUCAAUACAUCCCAAUGAACAAACUAAUGUUGUACCCCCAUCCGAAAAUGCUCAAACACCCUCAACUAUAAAUAGUUUAGACACUGUACCAGUUCCAUCCGCAACAGAUAAAUUGUCUGAUACAGCCGCAUCCUUAGGGCCUCUUACAUACAAUUCCGAAGUAAUAACGAUUACAACUAAUAAUGCUCAUUCUCAUCAGGCAUCACAGCCUGUAUUACCUCUUGAACAUUCUCUGCCAGAGUCACCCAGUCCAGUUGACAUCCAUUCAAGAACAUUAUGGCAGAAAGAUGGUGGGCCUCAAUUAAAACAAUUGAAUACAUCAGUUCCAGAGAAAGUAUCAGCGAGAAGUAAACGCAACAGUCAACGAAUGUCAUCUUCAUCAACUCAAUCAUCAACGGAUAGAAGUGAAAAAACUAAAGUAGAAACGUUAGAGAAAGAACAGUACAUGCAAAAUUUCUUAUCUCAUGUAUCUGUUGGAUACUCAGUACUAUUUCAAGUAUUUCAAUAUUUAAAAGUGCAAGAACUUUUACGAGCAAGCCGAGUGUGUCGAAUGUGGCGUGAUAUAGCUAGCAAUUCAGCCUUAUGGCGUAUUGUUCGCAUGAAAAAUUCUCAAGUUCGAGAUUGGGAAGGAUUGGUAACAUCUCUAAAACGAUAUGGGACUGUGUCACUUGAUUUACGAAAAAUGUUGAUUCCUGGUAAUGGAGAUGAAAUGUGGAGUACCUUUUCAAAUGAAAUAGGAAAUGCUGAUUCACUUCGAAAAAUUGAUUUAUGUAAAUGUCCAGCAAUUGUUGUAGAACAAUUAGCAAAUUCGAAUAGUAAUUUAGAAAUUAUUAAUGCCGUUGCGAUUCGUUGUACGACAAUUGAUUUGUCUAUGUAUACAAAAUUACAAAACUUACGAGAAUUACGACUGAAAUCACAAACUGGUAUUAAUUUAAAAGAUGAUUUCUCAUUUUUAGAACAUUUGAAACAAUUACGGCAUUUAUCGUUAUUAUCAUUUAAAGAUUUGGGUAAAAAAAAUAUUGAAAAAAUUGCAAAUCUAAUUGAUUUAGAAUCGUUAGAGUUGGGCGAAUGUGAUGGUUUGUCUGAAAAUUUUGGUACAGAUGUGUUAUCUAAAUUUGAAAACAUUGAAAAAUUACGAUUAGAAAAAGGUCCAUCUGGUUCCAGUACUUACAAUAUUCUAGAAUCAAUUAGUAAGCUUUCGAAAUUACAGCAAAUUGAAUUAGUUAAUUUUGAUGUUAAACCUGGUUUCGAUGAAGCGCUUGCACUAUGCACCAACAUUAAACGACUACUUUUAAUACCUACUUACAUCACACAAUCUGCGACAACAAACAAUAUGGUUCUAAAUGGAAUAUUUCAAUUAUCGGGAAGCUUAACACACUUUAUUUGGGGAGUGACGCUAGAAUUAUUACGUGUUACUGAACUAUUCAUUGAUCAAUGUGACCAGACGCCAAAAAAGAAAACUCCACCAAAGAAGGAUAAAAAAGGUAGUGGGGAUAGUAUCCCAAUUUUAAAACCAGUGCCAUUUAUGGAAGAUUCCAAAAGUUCUAGUGAUACAAUACAAGACAAUACACAAGUUGAAAUUUUAUCUUUACAAGCUUUACAAAAACUUUUAACAAAUAAGUUACAAGAUACAAAAGUUAAAAUAUUAAAAAUACCAUUUCAUGCAACUUGGAGACAAAGUAUUACUGAUGUAAUCCAGUGAAUCGAUUAAAUAGUAAAUGUACAUAGUGUUUUUUUUAUGAUAUAGUUUAAUCAUCAGUUACUUUUUAUUUGAGUUGUCAAUAAAGAAUUUGAAAAAAAAAUUGAUCCCUGUGAGUACGUUUUCGUAUGUUGUAUGUAAAUAUUUU
This is a messenger RNA of Chrysoperla carnea, 3859 nucleotides long. RefSeq lists its product as uncharacterized. Lineage: Eukaryota; Metazoa; Arthropoda; Insecta; Neuroptera; Chrysopidae. Gene Ontology annotation, molecular function: protein binding; DNA binding. The record is from RefSeq and is a predicted model, not a curated record. The transcript has 7 exons. Bases 199 to 3714 code for a protein of 1171 amino acids.